Aspergillus glaucus CBS 516.65 is the source of this 391-nucleotide messenger RNA. RefSeq lists its product as uncharacterized. The record is from RefSeq and is a predicted model, not a curated record. The coding region runs from base 88 to 294 and encodes 68 amino acids. The transcript has 3 exons. Lineage: Eukaryota; Fungi; Ascomycota; Eurotiomycetes; Eurotiales; Aspergillaceae.
GCUCGCUGGCUGUUGCCAGAUUGAUACGAUCUUCUCUAUCAAAUACACGGACUAGUGAUUCUCCUCAACCGCCACUACCUCUUCAUCAUGCACCUAGCAUUCCGUCCUCCGCCGCCUCGAGUCCCCAAGUCAGAAAGGUCAAUUGAGGCAGAUUCCAACUCUAUGCCCAAAACGAAGAAGACGGAGGUGACAGAAUCGACCAGACCACUGACUGGGAGUGUCCUCGAUCGACCGGGUAAAAAGUCUCUUCGACAGACAAUUCUUGAUUCUAUCACAAGUCGUUCAAGGGGAUGAUCUUUCAACACAGAAAUGUAUAUAUCGAGGUGAAAAGCUGGUGGGCAGUAGGGAAUCACGCAGAAACUUCAUGAUGGAAUAUUUGGGUCGUUUUGUG